This is a messenger RNA of Geodia barretti, 255 nucleotides long. The record is from the annotation of a GenBank genome assembly. Lineage: Eukaryota; Metazoa; Porifera; Demospongiae; Tetractinellida; Geodiidae.
CUCACAAUUUCACAGAAUCUUGGUCUUUGCUGUGGAACAGCAUUCCAACAGCUCACAAACAUUUUACAUUUCUUCAGAGCAGGCGGUGUUGUAGGGUUUCUCGAGGUGUUCUCCAGCACGGAGGAGACGAGGGAGAGCCAUGCAGCUGAUGCCGUGGUAGGGAACCUUCCCACACGUGAAUAUCUCCCACACUGUCACUCCAUACGACCACUGUGCAGUGAAUUGGGGUUAAAGACCCGCGAUUACAUAAGACAG